GGUGUUACUGCAGUUAUUUUGUGCAAUUUUCUUUAGUCAAGUUAGUAAUCUUUUCUUCACAGACUCCAAUGAACCAAGCCUCAACUCGUUCUCACUGCAUCUUCACCAUUCACAUCUCAAGCAAGGAACCAGGAUCUGCAACUAUUCGACGCUCCAAACUGCACUUGGUGGACCUGGCUGGUUCAGAGCGUGUUGCAAAGACUGGAGUUGGAGGCCAGCUCCUGACAGAAGCCAAAUAUAUUAAUCUGUCAUUACUCUACUUGGAACAGGUAAUAAUUGCCCUAGCAGAGAAACAUCGAUCUCACAUUCCCUAUAGGAACUCUAUGAUGACUUCGGUGCUCAGAGACAGCCUAGGAGGAAACUGCAUGACCACCAUGAUUGCAACACUCUCUUUAGACAAAAGAAACAUAGAUGAAUCUAUAUCAACCUGCAGAUUUGCACAGCGAGUUGCACUUAUUAAGAAUGAGGCUGUUCUUAAUGAAGAAAUUGACCCUAGACUGAUGAUUAUCCAUCUGAAGAAGGUGAUCCAGGAAUUGAAGGAUGAGCUGGCCAUGGUGACUGGGGAGCAAAGAACAGAAGAACUUAUGCCAGAAGAGCUACUUGAGCUGGAUAAGCUAAUUAAAAGAUUUCUGGAAGAUCCUGAUCCUGAGAGCACACUGGAUGUUGGCGCUGAUAUGCGCAAGAUCAAGCACUGUUUUAAUUAUAUAAAGCAACUGAUAAAUCGUACAAACAUUCCUGACAGAAGUCUGCUCUCACCAGACAUCACUGGAGCUGAGGAUACCCCAGAGAAGAAAGAGGAGUUAAAGAAGUUGAAAGAUCUUCUGCACCAAAGAGAUAAUGAAAUCAAUAUUCUAGUAAAUAUGUUAAAGAAAGAAAAGAAGAAAGCACAGGAUGCCCUCUUUCAGCUCAGUGCUGGUUCCAGUGGCCUUGCAGUCUCCAAGAGUUCCCUUUCUAUAAGCUUUGAAGAAGGUCACAGGCCAUCUGCAUGUAUUAAUGUGAAAAAUUCACAAGAUUUCAGCUCCUCAGCCCAUAGAGCUGCUUUUCUUCCCAGGCGAGCAGGAUCGAGAGGAGAAAUGUCACUUGGACGUCAGGAAGCUUUUGAAAUUUUCAAGAGGGAUCAUGUGGACAGUGUAACCAUUGAAGACAACAAACAGCUUCUUAAACAGAGGUUUGCUGAAGCAAAAUCCCUGGGAGAAAAAGUAAAUGAAUUAAGAAAUGAAAUAAACCAUCUGAAAGGAGAGAUAACCCAGCGGCACAUUCAAAGGGCAGCUCUAGGAGUUGCCAAUCCUGAAGAGCUGAAUGAAUCUGAUCCCAAGGAAGAGAAGCUUCGAACACAAAUUGAAGAGGAGAAAAAAAGUUAUAAAACAAUGUUCAAUCGCUUGAAAGGGCUGAAGAUAGAGAUUGAACACUUGCAGUUUCUUAUGGAAAAAGCAAAGGUGAAGUUGCAAAAAGACUUUGAAGUCUGGUGGUCUGAAGAGGCAUCAAAUCUGCAGAGCCAGCAAGAGAAACCACCUACGAGCAAUUCAGCAAGUGCCUUAAGGGCUUCCCCCCAGGUUCUUGAAUCCCAGCAAGAUCUGUACAACAACAGUUCUUCAGAUCCUGGUAGGAAAAACAAUGUGAGCAGUCUCAGCAACUCAGCUUCUAGUACAAGGACCCCUCGGACUUCAAGUACAUCUAUCCCACUCACAGGAGACAGCCAGACUGAUGCUGAUAUUCUGGCUUUCAUUAAAGCCAGACAGAAUCUCAUGCAGAAGAAAGGCUUGGGGAACAAGUGAAUUUCCUGUUGCACUCCAGUACUCCCACUGUAAAUGAAGAAAAAUGGACAAUUCCUAAUUCUCUCCUCUUCCCCCACCUGCUCUAAGAACCAGGAAUAACUCAUAUCUUUUCAGCUUAAUUUAGGGGGGGAAGGGGAUGAAUGACUUGUGUAUGUCAAACAUGUGCAAUCAUUCAUAUAUUUAGCAUGGACAAAACUCAAGCAAAACAGAAGCAAUUAGCCAGGAAACCCUUUUUUGCGUAAGGAAUUUGAUGGUCAUUGUGUAAAACAUCACAAUAAGCUAGCACUUUUUAAAACCGCUUUUCCAUCACUAUCCCCAGUGGAACAAUUGUUUGCUGCUGAUUCAAGUUUUUCUCUUUUUCUGAUUGUACCUUGGAGACCUAUGAAUAUGGUUAUAUGAAAUUCAACAGUCUUCCCCACAGGUUUUUGUACAAAGCAUUGUUGGAUUUAAUUCAGGCAGGUUUCACAGCUGUGCUUUGCAAAAAUAGUAAAUAUUUGGAGCCUGAAAUUUAGCAGUUUUAUUCAGGACCAUUGACUGAUGCUACCACAUCACUUUUAUUGUUGGGGGUGGGUGGAGUGAAAGGGAGUUUUCAUACAAAAUGUCUGAAAUUUUGAGAUCACAAAGUAUAAUAUGAAAACAGAUCUGCUAAAAGUGAAAUUUCAUAAAUCAAAGUUUCCAGAAAUGUUAGGACUUUCACUUGGAUACAUUACAUUUAAUGUAAACAUGUAUAGUCCCCAAAAUUUCGAGAUUUUAAAAAGAAAAGCGUUAUUUUGCAGCUGUAAAGUUAAAUUGAGGCUAUUUUGCUGAAAUUAAACAAAAUAUGAAAAUUUAAAUGUGAGGUUUUAAUGUUUUGUUGCAAACACUGUUAUUUGUAUAAUCCCACUUUGCAAUUCCAUGUCUCACUUUCAGUUUCAGAUUCAAGCAAAUCUAAAACAUAUACUCAAAAUUCUGUUUCCAAAAUUUAUAUAGUUUAAGACUGAAACCACCAAAUUUCAUGCUAGUGAUCAACUUGCAGUGAUGGAAUCUAAAAGCUCUUUGUUAUUUAUGUCCAAAAUACAGGCAGUCCCCGGGUUACAUGGAUCCGACUUACAUCGGAUCCCUACUUACAAACGGGGUGAGGCA
Messenger RNA from Pelodiscus sinensis (Chinese soft-shelled turtle), 2897 nucleotides. The record is from RefSeq and is a predicted model, not a curated record. Lineage: Eukaryota; Metazoa; Chordata; Testudines; Trionychidae.